This is a messenger RNA of Alnus glutinosa, 1368 nucleotides long. RefSeq names its product glucuronokinase 1-like. The coding region runs from base 94 to 1185 and encodes 363 amino acids. The record is from RefSeq and is a predicted model, not a curated record. The transcript is spliced from 6 exons. Lineage: Eukaryota; Viridiplantae; Streptophyta; Magnoliopsida; Fagales; Betulaceae. Gene Ontology annotation, molecular function: ATP binding.
GUGGCACGUUAACAGAUAAGACGUACACGUAUACAUUCGCUCACGAGGUAGCACAAGCUGGACAGAGACGUCACAGAACAAUCGGGAUUUUGAAUGGAUGCAAAAGGAGCUUCGCCGGAUUCCACUUCGUCGGGUGCGAUCGAGCACAGGGCCCAUGCGAGGGUGGGACUGCUCGGGAAUCCUAGCGAUGUGUACUUCGGCCGUACGAUCUCAUUCACGCUCGGUAACUUCUGGGCCUCCGUGCGAUUGGAGCCGUCCGAUGAGCUCGUCAUCAGGCCCCACCCCACCCACGAUUUCGUCCACUUCCGAUCCCUCGAUCACCUGGUGAGUCGGUUGAAUAACGAAGGUUAUUAUGGAGGUGUACGAUUACUUAUGGCAAUUUGUAGAGUUUUCCAUAAUUAUUGCAAAGAUAACAAGAUUGAUAUUCAUGGGGGAAAUUUCACUCUAUCAUAUGACACUAAUAUCCCACGCCAGACAGGACUUUCAGGUUCGAGUGCUAUUGUAUGUGCUGCCCUAAGCUGCCUCCUUGACUUCUACAGAGUUAGGCAUUUGAUUAAAGUAGAGCUCAGGCCUAAUCUUAUCCUCGCUGCAGAGAAGGAACUUGGAAUUGUUGCCGGUCUCCAAGACCGGGUGGCACAGGUUUAUGGGGGCCUUGUUUACAUGGAUUUUAGCAAGGAAUACAUGGAUGACUUGCGGCAUGGCAUCUAUACGCCCAUGGAUAUUAGCCUUCUCCCGCCUCUUAAUCUGAUCUAUGCUGAGAAUCCUAGUGAUUCAGGGAAGGUCCACAGUACUGUGCGCCAAAGGUGGCUUAAUGGUGAUGAGUUUAUAAUAUCAUCAAUACUAGAAGUUGCAAAUAUAGCAAAAGAAGGAAGAACAGCAUUACUAGAAAAGGACUAUUCCAAACUUGCAAAACUCAUGAAUCGUAAUUUUGAUAUUCGAAGGAGCAUGUUUGGUGAUGAUGCCCUUGGUGCUUUAAAUAUAAAAAUGGUGGAGGUUGCUAGAAAGGUGGGUGCUGCGUCGAAAUUCACUGGUAGCGGAGGAGCUGUUGUUGCAUUAUGCCCUGAUGGACCUUCACAAGUAAAGCUUCUGCAGGAUGGAUGUCAGAAAGCUGGUCUGAUUGUUGUACCAGUAGAAGUUGUUCCUUCUUGUCUAAAUGCUGAUGAGCUUCAAACCCUAAAAAAAUAGGGACUCGGAAGCAAAGGCUACCUCUAGCCUCUCCCUAAACCCUAAAAUUCGUGUUGAAUCUUCAAUAUUUUUUUUUUUCAUGUUGAUGCCUCAUUUUUGACAUAUCCAAUAAUGAAAGAGCAUCAACUCAUUUCAAUAAAGUAACUUAAGUAAGGGGAGGAUCUCCCCCCUCCAUCUGGAUAA